CUUCCUUGUUCCAAAACCCCUCCCCGAGUGGUGAGACCGUGUCCGACGGGCGGACCUCCUCCGCAUUUGGAGAUCGCGGCGGCGGUGGUAAUGGCGUUCGCGUCGAGCGGCAUCGACCACGUGGCGGUGGAUAUGGAGGCGGGGGAGGAGGAGCGGAGGAGGGCGGUGGCGGAGGAGGAGGCCGACCUGCUCUGGGCGGCAAUCGAGCGGCUGCCCUCGGCGAAGCGGUGGAACCACGCCGUCGUCCUCCCCGAUCCCGACGGCCUAGGCGGCGGCGGUGACGGCGGUGGAGGAGGAGGCCAGGUGGUGGACGUGCGGAGGCUCGACCGCCCCGGGCUCCAGCGCGUGCUCCGCCACGCGCUUGCCACCUCCGAACUCGACAAUGCGAACCUCCUCCACGGCAUCAAGGCCCGCUUCGACGCGGUGGGAUUGGAGGUGCCGCGGGUGGAGGUUAGCUUCGAGAACCUGACUGUGUCGGCGGAUGUCCAUGUAGGCCGGCGAGCGCUGCCGACGCUUGUCAACUACGUCCACGACAUCGCCGAGAGAAUUCUUAUUAACAGCCGUCUUCGACGUCCUGAUAAGCACAAGCUGGUUAUUUUGGAUGAUGUCAGUGGAGUUAUUAAACCUGGGAGAAUGACGUUGUUGUUGGGGCCUCCUGCAUCUGGGAAGUCAACUCUCUUGUUAGCACUUGCCGGUAAACUGGAUUCUCAGCUAAAGAAAAGUGGAAAAGUUGCCUACAAUGGAAUGACUCUUGAUGAAUUUUGUGUACAAAGAACUUCCGCUUAUAUCAGCCAAACAGAUAACCAUAUUGGAGAACUGACAGUACGUGAAACUUUCGAUUUUGCUGCAAAAUGCCAGGGUGCUAGUGAAAACUGGCAAGAGUGCCUGAAAGAAUUGGUCAAUCUUGAAAAGGAAAGGGGAAUAAGGCCAAGUCCUGAGAUAGAUGCUUUUAUGAAGACUGCAUCAUUUGGAAGAGAAAAACACAAUCUUGUCACAGACUAUAUAUUGAGAGUGCUUGGGCUAGAUAUAUGUGCUGAUACCCCUGUCGGCAGUGACAUGGAAAGAGGUGUCUCUGGUGGCCAAAAAAAGCGAGUUACAACAGGCGAAAUGAUUAUUGGACCAAGAAAAACCCUUCUCAUGGAUGAAAUAUCGACAGGACUUGACAGCUCAACAACCUUUCAAAUCGUUAACUGCAUGAGGAAUUUUGUUCAUGAGAUGGAAGCUGCUGUACUGAUGUCACUUCUUCAGCCGGCACCAGAGACCUUUGAACUAUUUGAUGAUCUAAUUCUUUUGUCAGAAGGGAAGAUCAUUUAUCAAGGUCCUAUCAGCAAUGUUGUGGUCUAUUUUAAAUCACUGGGAUUUUCAUUGCCACCUCGGAAGGGGAUUGCAGAUUUUCUCCAGGAGGUGACUUCAAGGAAAGAUCAAGCUCAGUACUGGUCUGAUCAGUCAAAACAACACAUCUUUAUGUCUGCAUCAGGGAUGGCAGCUGCAUUCAAAGAAUCCCAGUAUGGUAGAUAUUUGGAGUCUAAUCUAAAUAGUUCGUGCGGUAACAAAGAUUCUCAGGUUCUCCCCAGAUCGAAAUAUGCAGUACCAAAAUUUAGCCUUGUUAGAGCAUGCUUUGCCAGGGAGCUUGUUCUAAUAAACCGUAACCGUUUCCUCUACACUUUCAGGACAUGCCAGGUUGCUUUUGUUGGAAUCAUUACAUCCACACUGUUUGUCCGGACAAGAUUACAUCCCGUUGAUGAACAAAAUGGGAAUCUUUAUCUAUCCUGUCUAUUUUUUGGGCUCGUGCAUAUGCUGUUUAAUGGUUUUACAGAGAUGACAAUGACUAUUUCUCGACUUCCAGUGUUCUAUAAGCAGAGAGACAAUUUCUUUCAUCCUGCAUGGGCUUUCUCAUUUCCAAAUUGGGUACUUAGAAUUCCAUAUUCCUUUGUUGAAGCUGUCGUAUGGUCAUGUGUUGUAUACUAUACAGUAGGCUUCGCACCAACAGUUGAUAGAUUCUUUCGUUUUAUGUUGUUGUUAUUCUCUGUACAUCAAAUGGCAUUGGGCCUCUUCCGGAUGAUGGGAGCUAUUGCACGAGACAUGACCAUCGCUAGUACUUUCGGGUCUGCUGUCUUAUUGGCAAUUUUUCUUUUAGGAGGUUUCAUUGUUCCUAAAGAGGCCAUAAAACCUUGGUGGGACUGGGCUUAUUGGGUUUCACCAUUGAUGUAUGCACAGCGUGCUGUUUCAGUUAAUGAGUUCUCAGCGUCCAGAUGGUCAAAGGUAUCAGUUUCAGGGAACAUGACAGUCGGAAACAACGUUCUUAUUUCACACAGUCUCCCAACAGAGGAUCAUUGGUUCUGGAUUGGAGUUGGUGUUUUAUUGGCCUAUUCCGUAAUUUUCAAUAUCAUAUUUACUCUUGCAUUAGCGUUCCUUAAUCCCCUUCAAAAGGCACAGGCAAUUGUUCCUUCUGAUGCUGGUGACAGAAGGGAUAUGGAAAUUAGUACUCUCUCUAACAGAAGUGCAAUUGGAGAAGUAAAUGAGAGCAAUGCUGAACUUGAAGGGCAGACUGAUGGCAAAAGUAAAAAGGGAAUGAUACUACCUUUUCAGCCACUAACCAUGACGUUUCACAAUGUGAACUAUUAUGUCAAUAUGCCAAAGGAAAUGGAAGCCAGAGGUGUUCCUGAGAAAAGGCUACAGUUGCUGUCUGAAGUUGGUGGGAUAUUUAGGCCACGUGUCCUGACAGCAUUGGUCGGUGCAAGUGGUUCUGGCAAGACAACACUGAUGGAUGUUUUAGCUGGCAGAAAAACCGGUGGCUACAUAGAAGGUGAUAUCAGGAUUUCUGGCCAUAAAAAGGAACAGCAAACCUUUGCCAGGAUAGCAGGAUAUGUUGAACAAAAUGACAUACACUCGCCACAAGUAACAGUUGAAGAGUCUCUCUGGUUUUCAUCAACCCUGCGGCUUCCAAAUGACAUAAGUAGAGAAACAAGAAAUGCAUUUGUUGAAGAAGUUAUGGCAUUGGUAGAGCUUGAUCAACUUCGGCAUGCAUUAGUUGGAAAACAGGGUUUAACAGGCUUGUCAACGGAGCAAAGGAAACGCCUUACAAUAGCUGUUGAGCUUGUUGCAAAUCCUUCCAUCAUUUUUAUGGAUGAACCUACAUCUGGUUUGGAUGCACGGGCAGCUGCCAUUGUUAUGCGCACUGUUCGAAACACUGUUGAUACUGGCAGAACUGUUGUCUGCACCAUACACCAGCCAAGUAUUGAUAUCUUUGAGGCAUUUGAUGAGCUACUCCUUCUGAAACGAGGAGGUCGAGUAAUAUAUGGAGGCUCACUUGGUGCUAACUCAGUUGACAUGAUUAGUUACUUUCAGGGAAUUCCUAGGGUUGUUCCUCUCCCUGAAGGCUACAACCCAGCAACCUGGAUGCUUGAAGUUACCACACAAGCAUCUGAAGAAAGGCUUGGCAUAGAUUUUGCAACAGUUUACAAGAAUUCACAUCAUUUCAGGAAAGUGGAAGACUUAAUUGAAGAACUAAGCAUUCCAGGUUUUGGCACAGAGCCUUUAAAGUUCUCAUCAGAAUUUUCACAGAAUCGCCUUACUCAAUUCAUUGUGUGCCUGCGCAAGCAAAGCCUUGUUUACUGGAGAAGUCCAGAGUACAAUGUUGUACGGUUAUUUUUCACAUCAGCUGCUGCUCUAAUAUUUGGUUCAAUAUUUUGGAAUGUUGGGAUGAAGAGAGAAUCUACAGAAGAUAUAUUCCUAAUCAUGGGUGCUCUUUAUGCGGCAUGCCUAUUUCUCGGAGUUAAUAAUGCUUCAUCUGUACAACCUGUAGUUUCUAUUGAGAGGACAGUCUACUACAGAGAAAGAGCUGCUAAGAUGUACUCGUCAUUCCCAUAUGCUGCAGCUCAGGGUCUAGUGGAGAUACCAUAUAUUGCAGCUCAGGCACUAAUAUUCGGUCUUGUUACGUACUUCAUGGUCAACUAUGAGCGUAACAUAAGAAAAUUAGUUUUGUACCUUAUUUACAUGUUCCUUACGUUUACCUACUUCACGUUCUAUGGAAUGGUGGCAGUAGGCUUGACACCUACUCAACACAUGGCAUCUGUGGUAUCCUCAGCGUUUUACUCGUUAUGGAAUCUUCUUUCUGGAUUCUUAAUCCCCCAAUCUAGAAUUCCAGGAUGGUGGAUCUGGUUUUAUUAUAUAUGCCCAGUGGCAUGGACCCUGAGAGGCGUCAUUACCUCACAAUUAGGUGACGUGGAUACCAGAAUAGUGGGCCCUGGUUUCGAUGGCACGGUGCAGGAAUUCCUCCAGCAAAGCUUGGGAUUUGAACAGGGGAUGACAGGUGCCACAAUUGGUGUCCUCGUUGCCUUUUCGCUUUUCUUCUUUUCAAUUUACGCACUAUCCAUCAAGAUGGUUAAUUUCCAGAGGAGGUAACCACUCUAUUAGACAUCCUAACAAUGUGUGAGAGACAUCCUAACAAUCCUAACAAUGUGUGAGAGACAUCCUAACAAUCCUAACAAUGUGUGAGAGAGCUGGUGUUUCGAUGUUCCCUCGCCUGGUGCCGACACCAUUGCAUUUUUCCAUUGCUGGUAUGCGCAAGGUGGAUGAAGUACCAGUUAAUGUGAGGCCAGUAUUUGCUGAUGCAGAAACAAGAAACGGUUACUUGCUAAUUUUGAGAGUAGCAUUUCAAAUGUAUAGCCAAUUCUCAAUGUGCUCAGUUUUGUCUUAGGCAAUCACGCAGAGCGUACAAAAGAAAUAGCUUUGUGUUAUUCCCCUCAAUACUUAUGUUAGUCUUUUUCUCACUUCUGUAACUAUUGAAGCCACUGUGCUUGGUACUUAUGUUGGGCAUCUUCAACACGUGUUGAGUUUCAGGAAAGUAGUUCACUCCAUCAUACUCCCUCUUGGGUUAGAUCAUGAUCUACUGAACUUCCAUAGCUAUAUUAGAUGCAAAUACUUACUCUGUGUGGAAUAUUUUGAAUAUUUAGAUAUGUUCUUUUAGAAAAAGAUGAGUGGUCAAAGUAGAAGAUCAAUAGUAUCUAGUCAAAAAUAUUGGAAGAUGGAGGGAGUAUGUUGUCUUUAAUCGUCUAUAUUACCUUCGUCCCCAAAAGACUUAAUCUUAAGCUACUCUUGUUUGUUCCAUAGUGACUUUAUUUUUAAGCAAUUAUUGUAUUAGAGUUUGGUAAACUAAGAGAUAGACGCAAUGCGACUUAAAAAAAAAGUAAGC
Messenger RNA from Oryza brachyantha (malo sina), 5194 nucleotides. RefSeq names its product ABC transporter G family member 51. Gene Ontology annotation, cellular component: membrane. The record is from RefSeq and is a predicted model, not a curated record. Gene Ontology annotation, molecular function: ABC-type transporter activity; ATP binding; ATP hydrolysis activity. NCBI's taxonomy places the organism in Eukaryota, Viridiplantae, Streptophyta, Magnoliopsida, Poales, Poaceae. Bases 91 to 4404 code for a protein of 1437 amino acids. The transcript is spliced from 24 exons.